This is a messenger RNA of Acanthisitta chloris (rifleman), 1119 nucleotides long. It is a transcript of the gene DNAJC28, whose product is annotated as DnaJ (Hsp40) homolog, subfamily C, member 28. The transcript has a single exon. Lineage: Eukaryota; Metazoa; Chordata; Aves; Passeriformes; Acanthisittidae. The coding region runs from base 1 to 1119 and encodes 372 amino acids. The record is from RefSeq and is a predicted model, not a curated record.
AUGUUGGCCACCAACAUGGGGCACCGUUUCCUGGGGUGUGGAGCCAUGAUUCCAAGGAAGCUGAAGCCCUUCCUCUGCAGGAUGUUGUCGGGUUACCAACCCAAUAGCCGUGUCAAGAACUCCUACAGGAUCCUGGGCCUGGAGGAAGGCUGCUCCCUCGACGAUGUCAGGAGAUCCUACCGGAACCUCGCCAAGAAGUACCACCCAGACAGCAGCUCCGACAUGGCUAAUUCUGACACCUUCAUAAAGGUGGAGGAGGCCUACAGGGUUGUGCUCAGCGACGUGGCAGCCAGGAAGAAAUUAAAUGAGGAUGAAGAGGAGGAGGAGGAGGAGGAGGAGGGGGAGGACCUGUUCAAGACAAAAUCCCUGCCACAUAGACACUACUUGAGUUUUGAAGGUGUUGGCAUUGGAACACCAAGCCAAAGGGAGAAGCAGUACAUGCAGUUCCGAGUGGAUCGCGCCACGGAGCAGGUAUUGGAGUACAGGCAGCAGAGGCUGGAGAACCAGUAUGCUGGCACUGACCUGAGGACAGCCAAGGAUGUGAGGGAGAGCAAAAAGGUGAAGAUAACCCAAGCUGUGGAGCGGUUGGUUGAGGACCUCAUCCAGGAGUCAAUGGCCAAGGGAGACUUCGACAACCUCAGAGGGAAAGGGAAACCUCUGAAGAAGUUCUCAGGCUAUCUCCAUAUUGACCCUAUGACCCACAACAUCAACAGGAUUCUGAUUGACAACGGCUACCAGCCUGAGUGGAUCCUGCUGCAGAAGGAGAUCCGGGAAACCAUCCAGAGGCUGAGGAAGGGCAUAGUGGCCUCCAGGAGGAAGUUUGGAGAGGAGAUGACACCAUCAGAGCAAAAGCAGUGGAGUAAGAUUUGUGAGCAGUUUGUAGAAGACAUCAGGAAGCUAAACAAAAGAGUUGACAGCUUCAACUUGGUGGUUCCCAUCCUGAGCGGGCAAAUGGUUCACUUCAGUGCAGAUAAGGAGAUGGCUCGAGCUCAAAAGAUUUAUGAAGCUUUGAUGGAAGAGGUUUCUCGUGUAGACACAAAGGCAGAUGAAGGGGAAGGUGCCAAAAGGUUUGGGUGGAAGUCCACCCUGUUCAAGUGGUUAAACUUUACACUGAAGUAA